Molecule: messenger RNA, 835 nt
Organism: Nematolebias whitei (Rio pearlfish)
Lineage: Eukaryota; Metazoa; Chordata; Actinopteri; Cyprinodontiformes; Rivulidae
Product: obg-like ATPase 1
Exons: 8
Coding region: 77-835 (252 amino acids)
Cellular component (GO): cytoplasm
Molecular function (GO): GTP binding; ATP binding; ATP hydrolysis activity
Source: RefSeq, a predicted model, not a curated record
CCACAGGAGCGGCUGCUGUGAGCAGAUACCCGCGGAGCUAACACCACGCAGAGCAAAGGCUGAGAAAAGAUUCAAGAUGCCUCCAAAGAAAGCAGAAGCCCCCAAAGCACCUCCAUUAAUUGGACGAUUUGGUACAUCUCUGAAAAUUGGCAUUGUGGGAUUGCCUAAUGUUGGAAAAUCUACUUUUUUCAAUGUGCUGACAAAAAGCCAAGCAUCUGCAGAAAACUUCCCGUUCUGCACCAUCGACCCAAACGAAAGCAGGGUGCCUGUGCCUGAUGAACGCUUCGACUUCCUGUGCCAGUACCACAAGCCAGCCAGUAAGGUUCCUGCUUUCCUGAAUGUUGUGGACAUCGCUGGUCUUGUAAAGGGGGCUCAUUCGGGUCAAGGACUUGGAAACGCCUUCCUCUCCAACAUCAGUGCCUGCGAUAGCAUUUUCCAUAUGACUCGUGCAUUUGACGAUGAGGACAUUAUCCACGUGGAAGGCAAUGUCGACCCAGUGAGAGACAUCGAGAUCAUCCACGAGGAGCUGCGGCUAAAGGACGAGGAAAUGAUCGAUCCCGUCAUAGACAAGCUUGAAAAGACCGCCGUCAGGGGAGGAGACAAAAAACUAAAACCUGAAUAUGACAUCAUGAUGAAGAUAAAAAACUGGGUGGUGGAGGAGAAAAAACACAUCAGAUUUUACGACUGGAACGACAAAGAGAUCGAGGUCCUGAACAAAUACCUGUUUCUGACAUCAAAGCCCAUGAUCUACCUGGUUAACCUCUCAGAGAAGGAUUACAUCAGAAAGAAGAACAAAUGGUAUGUUUGCCUAAGGAAAGGAGAAAAUAUCUCAUGA